Diceros bicornis minor is the source of this 1215-nucleotide messenger RNA. Its product is annotated as centromere-associated protein E-like. The coding region runs from base 1 to 1215 and encodes 404 amino acids. Lineage: Eukaryota; Metazoa; Chordata; Mammalia; Perissodactyla; Rhinocerotidae. Gene Ontology annotation, molecular function: plus-end-directed microtubule motor activity; microtubule binding; ATP binding. Gene Ontology annotation, biological process: microtubule-based movement; mitotic cell cycle. The record is from RefSeq and is a predicted model, not a curated record. The transcript has 12 exons. Gene Ontology annotation, cellular component: microtubule.
AUGAAUCGUGUCAUUCUCAAUAAUGAAUCGACUGAAAAUGUGUAUGAAGAAAUAGCAGUACCAAUCAUAGACUCUGCCAUGCAAAGCUACAAUGGUACUAUAUUUGCCUAUGGGCAGACUGCUUCAGGCAAAACAUAUACCAUGAUCGGUUCCAAAGAUGAUUUAGGAAUAAUCCCCAGGGCAAUUCAUGACAUUUUCAACAAAGUUAAGAAGUUUCCUGAUAGGGAAUUUCUCUUACGUGUGUCUUACAUGGAGAUAUACAAUGAAACCAUUACAGACUUACUCUGUGACACUCAAAAAAUGAAACCUUUAAUAAUUCGAGAAGACUUCAGUAGGAAUCCGUAUGUGGGUGAUCUCACAGAGGAAGUUGUUUAUACACCAGAAAUGGCUUUGAAGUGGAUCACAAAGGGAGAAAAGAACAGACAUUAUAGAGUUACGAAAACGAAUCAGAGAAGCAGUCGUUCUCAUGCUAUUUUUAGGAUGAUUUUGGAAAGUAGAGAGAAAGAUGAACCCUCUAAUUGUGAAGGAUCUGUCAAGGUGUCCCAUUUGAAUUUGGUUGAUCUUGCAGGCUGGGAAAGAGCUGAAAAAACAGGUGCUGAAGGUGUGAAACUCAAGGAAGGCUGUAAUAUAAAUCGUAGCUUAUUUGUUUUGCGACAAGUGAUCAAGAAACUUAGUGAUGGACAAGAUGGCAAAUUAACACGAAUUCUCCAGAAUUCCUUGGGAGGAAAUGCAAAAACAUGUAUUAUCUGCACAAUUAUUCCAGUGUCUUUGAAUGAAACCCUGACUACUCUUCAAGAGAAAAAAAAGCUGCGACAAAUGUUAGAGUGUGUUACCGCAGAAAAGGAGCAACUGAAGACUGACCUGAGGGAGAGUACUGACAGGAUCCAAGAACUUAAGACAAAUGAACAUCAACUUUUUAAGUUAAAAGAAGAUGUCAGUGAGACACAGAAAAAAAUGUCUGAAAUAGAGAAAUUGAAGAAACAAUUCAAGACCCAAAGUUUAACUCUGGAUAAAAUGGAAAUGGAGAACUCAGAGCUGGCUCAGAAACUUCAUGAAAACCUUGAAGAAAUGAAAUCUGUAAUGAAAGAAAGAGAUAGUCUAAGAGUAGUAGAAGAGAAUCUCAAACUGGAGAGAGACCAACUCAAGGCAAACCUACAAGAAACCAUAGUUAGAGUGAGUUAUGCUCUUUCUUCCUAUCCAGUGAACAUGUUUUAA